Messenger RNA from Rhizophagus irregularis DAOM 181602=DAOM 197198, 1312 nucleotides. RefSeq lists its product as uncharacterized. Gene Ontology annotation, biological process: protein phosphorylation. NCBI's taxonomy places the organism in Eukaryota, Fungi, Glomeromycota, Glomeromycetes, Glomerales, Glomeraceae. The record is from RefSeq and is a predicted model, not a curated record. Gene Ontology annotation, molecular function: protein kinase activity; ATP binding.
AUUCUUACGAAUAUGAUAAGAAGUCAGAUAUUUAUAGUUUAGGAGUUCUUUUAUGGGAACUAUCCGGUGGUAAUCCUAAAGCUCAUAGUAUAGAUGCUCCAAUUCCUGGUACAACUAAUGAAUAUCUUAAUUUAUAUAAAUCAUGUUGUGAUUCUGAGUCCAAUAAAAGACCAUCAAUAAGUCAAGUUUUUAAUAAAUUGGAAGUAAUGAAUAAAAAUUUAGGAGCGGAAUUGAUUAAUUUGAUUAUAGAGCAAAAAUUAGUUAAAUUGAUUGAUAGAAGUGAAUUAACAGAUAUUGAAAAAAUUGAUGCGGGUCAUUUUGGCAUUAUUUCGAGAGCUAUAUGGAAAAAGACAAAUAAUUAUGUUGUUUGUAAAAAAUUAAAUAAUGAUGAAUCAAUUAGUAAUAAACCAAUUGAAGCAUUUCUUCAUGAAUUAAAAAUGGUUAGGAGACUGGAUUUUUGUCAAAGGAUAAUACGUAUAUUAGGUAUAAUUUUAGAUGAAAGUACAAAAGAAUAUUUAUUUGUAAUGCAAUAUGCUGAUAGUGGAAAUUUACGUGAAUAUCUUAAAAAUCGGUUUUCAACAUUAUCUUGGGAUGAUAAAAUAAAAUUGGCUUAUCAAAUUACUGAUGGAAUAAAAUUUCUUCAGGGAGAAAAUAUUCUUCAUCGAGAUUUACAUUCUAAAAAUAUUGUAAUACAUCAAGGAGAAGCUAAAAUUAUUGAUCUUGGUAUUGCAAAAAGUAUUGAAACUCAAACAAAUAUCCAUUCAGGCGUUAUGGGAAUGAUUGCAUAUAUUGAUCCCAAACGAUUAGAGGAUUAUUUUUACGAAUAUAACGAUAAGUCAGAUAUUUAUAGUUUAGGCAUUCUUAUGUGGGAACUAUCCAGUGGUAGACCUCCUUUUUCCGAUAAAAACAUUAGUGAUAGUCUUUUAAAAACUGAUUUAAUAGGUGGACGUAGGGAAGAACCAGUACCUGAUACACCUUAUGAAUACUUGAAAUUAUAUAAAUCAUGUUGGGAUCUUGAACCGAAUAAAAGACCAUCAAUUAGUCAAGUUUUCAGUAAAUUAGUUAAAUUAGGAAAAGCGAUGAGUAUUCAAGACUUUCAAGAUAUUAAUGAUGAUAUGCAAGGCAUUAAAGAUAUUCAAGAUAUUCAAGAUGAUAAUGACAAUGAUACUGAUGCACAAGAAGCAAACGUUAAUGUUGAAGCAGAUGAUAUAAAUAAUGAUUUAGACAUUCCUGAUGACUAUUGAUUAUUGAAUUAUUUUACUUGUAAGUUCAUAAUUUUUUUCAAUAUUGUCAUUAUUUAAAAUAUACGUAC